Beta vulgaris subsp. vulgaris (sugar beet) is the source of this 739-nucleotide messenger RNA. RefSeq lists its product as hypothetical. Lineage: Eukaryota; Viridiplantae; Streptophyta; Magnoliopsida; Caryophyllales; Amaranthaceae. Bases 162 to 491 code for a protein of 109 amino acids. The record is from RefSeq and is a predicted model, not a curated record. The transcript has a single exon.
ACCAAAAGGAGAUCUUAGCGAUAACUAGGCAAUUUCCGAAUGUACUAGUCUAGACUCUAGAUGUGCACUUUAAUGUAGCACUAACCAUAAGCAUAUAUUCCCAACUUAAGUGGUGGCUUUCACAGAAGAAACACACAUACACACACACUAGCAUUUCUGAAAUGGACUCAUCAACUGCUGUAAGGAGAAGUAGCCGGUUUUCUUCAUAUGAGAGGCUUCUAGUCAUCAUCUUCACCAUAGUAGCUGUGAUUUCCCCUCUUUACAUUGAUCGAAGAGCAACGAUCGAGCUCGAAGAUGAAGAAGAAGAAUCACUCAAUGUGGCAUCUCUUUUACCUCUACUGGUCUUGGUUGUAAUCCUGGCGAUUUUCAUAUCCUGCUACUUGGAACAGAACAGGUUUGAUCCUUACUGGAUUCACAGAGUUGGGGGUUCUUCUGGAGGGAUUAUUCUUAUCCUCACUAUUCUUAGUCUAGUUUUGAAGUAUAAAUCAUGAUGUUACUUUACAGUCAAAGGGUGGAGAUUCUAUUGUAUUCCUUUUUUUUUUCCAAGGUAGUUUGAAGUUUAACUUCAGAUGUUAUUAGUCUUUGUAUGUGAUUAGUCUUUGUAUGUGACUUCAGUAUAAGUGUACAACAUGAUUCAAUGAGCUCUUGUAUUUAUUUUAGCUAGACUUAACAUUGUGAUAGUAAAACUUCCUAAUUGUGUAACUCAAUCCAAGGGGAAGGUGAAAUUAAGAAUUUUUUU